CAUUUGCUUUGUUUCGUACUUGAUGUGAAGCCGGACGGUUGUGCUCGCUCUUCAUUCAUCAACCCCCCGCCGCUAAUACACUCGCAUUAUAUUUUUACAUGUACAUUACAAAAUUCACAGUCACUAAUCAACAACUCAAGUAUUUUACGUCUGUUUAUAACGAUUUGUUUUUUUAUUAUAACGUUUGUGCAACGUUAGUUUUCAUGUCUUGACUGUAAAUUAUAAAUCAGUAUUAAAUCUUAACGCUUUUGAUUCUUUUUUUUUUUUUUUAAACAAAAAAAUCUUUGUAAAUGAUUAAAUUAUAAGGACUGUGAUAAAAACAUGGCGGGAGACAACCAACAUUUCUGUCUGCGCUGGAACAACCACCAAAGCACAUUGAUCAGCGUGUUCGACACCUUAUUGGAGAGCGGCACCCUGGUCGAUUGCACGUUAGCAGCUGAAGGACAAUACUUAAAAGCCCAUAAGGUCGUCUUGUCGGCGUGUAGCCCAUACCUAGAGUUACUGCUUAGUCAGCAUUAUGAAAAACACCCGAUCGUCAUACUCAAGGAUGUAAAAUUCCAAGAACUCAAAAGUAUGAUGGAUUACAUGUACAGGGGGGAAGUUAACAUUUCCCAGGACCAACUAAGUACGUUCCUGAAAGCUGCAGAAUCUCUGCAGAUCAAGGGUCUGACUGAUGGUGGUGGUAACGAAGACGGCGGCACCCCUUCAUCGGCUCCUGCCAAGGCUCCUAUUACCAACCCAGUUAGAAAACCAGUCCAACAGUCCGUCACACGCGGUCCAACCGCAUCAGCACAGGGUUUAACGAUAGAAAGGAGGCCAGAAAGUCCACACAUCAGGUCACGUGACGACAGUGCCUCGCCGACGCCAAGAAAACGUAGGCGUAACCAGCGUAGGCCGUCCACUAGUGAUGAUCCCGACAGUCAUGUUGAUACAAGCAACUCCUGUGAUGUACCGCCCCUUCAGUCCGGAGCCCUGAGCGGCGUCGGUGUUCCUAACAUUCCCGCCACCAUCACCAAAGGUGCGCCGUUAGAUGACGGUGAUCAUGAGACUGAUAACAGCCGCGUCAACAACCACGACACAUCAGCUGCUGAAGGUGUAGCGGGACCAAAGAUCGAACCGACUAGUGAACUGAUUGAACCUAAGACUGAGUACAUGGAAGAGAUGAACAACGAGGAUAGUAUAGAAGACUUGACUCUGGACGAUGAUGAUGAUAUGGAAAACAGUAUGGACAUGUCAAGAGCUGGCCCAUCACAUGACAACUCAAACCAAAGUUUUGGUCAAUGGCCAAUGUCGGGAAACCAAACUACGGAUGAAGUGUUCAUGAAUGCACAGGAAGCGGUUGGAGCUCACAGGGAUACUCAAGCUUCGGCAAACAAAUACAAUAGGAUGAUGUUAGACCCGUUGACCAAAGCCAGGCUCCAGUACUGGACCAGCACCUCCGAGACAUUCCAUUCCACCUUGGCCACGAGUGGCAGCAGGCAAUCGUCUUCGGCGUGCCAAUCGCAAACUCCACAGCAGCCACGGUCUACUACUGCCGCAACUACGGCUGCUGUUGCUGCUGCUGCUACCGCUACAGGGUCUACCGAAAGCUUAGGUAAUCCGGCAGUGACCGCCUCUUCGGCCGACGGAUCCGCAGAACCGCGUUUCCCUUGUCCAAAGUGCCCUCGGAGUUAUCGGAACCGGAACCACUUGUACCGGCAUGUACGCUACGAGUGCGAUCGCAUCAAACAGUACCGGUGCGGUAUAUGUUUCAAAGAUUUUUACAGGAGAGACAACCUGAAGACACACAUCAACUACAAACACCUGAACAAGUUAAACUUGGCCGCCACCCCUACGCCACCUGUCACUGAAGCACCGACAAAAGAGGUCUAGUCGCUCGUUUGUCUUGUCUCCUUCACUUCUUUUUCCUCCUUCUUCAUCUCGCUAUCUUUAUUAUCAUUGACCGCGUGUGCAUCGAUGUUUAUCUCUUCUCUAUAUACGAUGAUCGACCUCAUGUUUGAAAUAAUAUUGUUUUCCUCAUUCGUUUCUAUUAUCAAACAAAACAAAUUAAACACCUACUAGCUUUUGACUAAAUUAUGUAUAUCCUUUGUUUUAUAUUAAUAAUAAUAUCAUUAUUGAAAAUGUUUAUCUGUCGUUAAGAUUUUAACUAUCGCAUCUCGUCGAUUAUUUUGUGUUUUUUUUACCUUGCGCGACAAACCUGGUCGUUCUAGUUAAAAAAAGUAACAGUAAUCGACAUUUUGUACAUAUCAAAACAUUUCCAAUGAUUAUCGGCUGUACAUUCUGAUCUCGGGUGAGUUAACGUCUGUCCCCCUCCUCAAAAAUAAGUAUAUUUGUGUAUUAUCCUUUUGUCAAGGUGUGUCAAUUUGAGAAAUUCUAUAUA
Molecule: messenger RNA, 2380 nt
Organism: Adelges cooleyi (spruce gall adelgid)
Lineage: Eukaryota; Metazoa; Arthropoda; Insecta; Hemiptera; Adelgidae
Product: longitudinals lacking protein-like
Exons: 5
Coding region: 322-1872 (516 amino acids)
Biological process (GO): regulation of transcription by RNA polymerase II
Cellular component (GO): nucleus
Molecular function (GO): protein binding
Source: RefSeq, a predicted model, not a curated record